UGACGGUUCCGUGUCUGCCUGAUCCUGGGCUGAUUCGACCUGAACACGGGUUUCUGCGCCCGGUCGCCGUUGCCGUGAUUUUAAAGCAGGUUUCCUUGGCUGGAAGUCCGCUGAGCCCGCCUCACCCUCAAGCAGGGAAAUGGUCCCGCCGUUCUGACAAUCUAGAUGUCACUGAACAGUAAUGCACAGGGCCUCUCUACGACCUCGUUGCAGAUUUUGGAGAUCUCGGUAGGAUGGCCUUAACACAGUGAAUGAGGGUUGUGCACCAGGCGACCACGACCGCGUCAUAUGCGAGUUUGUUUUCUAUUCGGGCUGCUUUGCCUGCCCUCGCAGUCGCGGUCAAACCGCCCGGGCGCAGAAACAUACGCUCCCACCAGCUGGGACCACUCCGGGUUUGCAACCUUUAGCCUGCCAUCGAUCCUACCAUUGGUUAGUCUGGGUCUUGCAAGCAGGUGUGGUCUCGAAUCGCCUCUCGAAUUGCUCCGUCGAAUACUCUACCGAGACGCUAUCUCUGACUACCCUUUAUCAGGGAUUAUCUGAGGGAAGCGAGCGUGGAAUCGACUCGUGUGGGGUUGGUCGAGUGCUGCGAGAUGCGGCAGAGACUCGCCCAUUAGAACCGACUUGGCAUCGCCCGCGUAAUCCAGGGCAGAACCGUCAUCUUUGACCACCCCAGACGCUGCAUGUGUGGCUCAUGGGCUCGAUAGACAGUCAUGCAAAACAUGACCAUCGACACGGACCGUGGUCGUCUGUAUCUGUAUGUCCUGAGCGCACUCAUGACGUGCGCCGUCCGCCCAUGGUGCACUAAGAGGCCACACCGAAUACCCGCUCAGCACUCGCGAUUUACUAUUUGAUGUUCCAGAGGUACGCACUCGAGUCCGGAGUAACCACGAUCAACGGAAAGGUUGCAAAACCGGACACCAUUAUCAAGAAUGGCGAUCGCAUCGAGAACGUUUCUCAUCGGCACGAACCCCCCGUGACAUCCACGCCUGUGCGAAUAGUGCUGCACGACAAGGAGCGGCAGUUCAUCGUCAUCGACAAGCCUGGCUCCAUCCCCGUGCAUGCUGCAGGACGAUACUUUCGCAAUAGUUUGGUGGAAAUCUUGAAGAAUGAUUUCGGGUUUGAGAAAGUCUACACCGUGAACAGAUUGGACAGGCUUACCUCAGGUUUGAUGAUCCUCCCACUCAAUUCCGCACUAGCCAAUACGCUCUCGAAGGAGUUCGUGAAUGGCGAGGUUAGGAAAGAGUACGUGGCUCGGUGUAAGGGCAAGUUCCUAGAGGAAGAGAUCGUCUGCGAAGAGCCCCUCCUCACCGUGGACAGGCAGAUGGGUCUGAAUAUCGUGCAUCCUGAGGGCAAGCCUGCGAAGACUAUCUUCAAUCGCCUGCAUUAUGACGAGAACACUGACACCAGCGUGCUUCGCUGUCGUCCUCUAACUGGUCGAUCGCACCAGAUCCGUGUACACCUGCAAUACCUCGGCCACCCCAUCGCAAACGACCCCAUCUAUUCAGAUGCUAGAAUUUGGGGCGAGAGCCUUGGCAAGGGCGGGAUCGACCUCGCUCCGAGCGAAGAGCGCGCCGCUCCGCAGGCACCCGUCCAGUUCCAGUUCGACCCUUCGAACAACCCGGAAGCAAUCAACCGCGCUGUCGAGGGGGAGGAGGUCGGAGUUGCGGAGAGGAAGCUGCUCCCGCGUGAGACGGGGCACGACAUUGGGAUGGGCUCCCCGGUGCCGCUCUCCGCCGAGGCUGUUGGAAUCAUCACGCGACUGAGAAAUAUGAAAGACGAGGCAGAGGACUGGGGUCGCUGGCGAGACGUCGUCUUCCGUGCCAAAGCAGCUCUCUCACCACAUGGCUUCACGAUCCCCCUUCCUCCCCAAAAUAAGCGGAAACGCGGUGGGCCUGCCCUUGCGUCUGCACCGAGCACCCCUGCAGACAGCACACCCGGAACGCCCGCUGGUGCACUAGAAGCGGUGGCCAUUGACGUUACUCCUGCUGCAGCAGAGGUUUCCGAGGAGUCGCUCAUGAACCAACUCACCCCCGACGAUGUCGCCAAGCUAGCAGUAAGUUCGGCUGCUUCUUCAACAUCCGUGCCUUCUCCCGCGCUCGCCUCUGAAGUACCUAUACCUGACCCGACGCCUCCACCUGUGGCGGAAUCCUCCGCGCCGGACACGCCCGAUGUUGUAUCGGAUGUCGAUGGUAUGCACUAUUGUCCGGAGUGCUUCGUUCCGUUGCAUCCGGACCCGAAGCCGGAGUCAUUGUAUAUCUUCCUGCAUGCACUGCGCUACACAACGAGUUUAGGUACCUUCGAGACGGAGACGCCCGAGUGGGCGGCAAAAGAUUGGGAGUGGGAGCGGUAGUUUUGUCGGGUGUGUAGCGUAUCUAUGUAGCCUGUUGCGAAUGGAUAUCUACCGCAAGUGUGACAGGAAUCUAAGCAUGAGGAAAAGGUGUGUCUAUGUCGGAUCGUGGACAUGUCAUCAGAGGGAUCGUAAGUACCGGGUUGGUGAACGAAGUAUAUCGGUUUUUGGAUUAUUGUCAGCUAGUCUGCGCGCUCGCGCUCCUCGCCAGGCUUCGGCCACAUCUCACGAGGCAGGAGUGUCGAUACGAUCGACAAUAUCACGCUAAACGGGAUAAGGAUCGCGUACACGCCAUAUCCGCCUAGCCAGUUGCGCUCCAGCGACGUUGCGAAGAGCGACGUCGACGCCGCGGGACCAAUGGCUCGCACGACCGCCGCGACCACCUGCGCGACACCGUUCGUCGCACCGAGCAAACGACUAUCUGGGACGGAGGACGUGAUGAAGAGGAAGAUCGCCCCGAAAGACAUAUCCAUUAUGACUAGUAGGAGCUGCUGCACCCCAACCAUCAUCCACACGACCCACGUUAGGCCGUGCACGCGCGCGUAGAGGUUCAUGAGAGGGUAGAGCACGUACAGGGGAGCGAACAUGGAGAGCCCGAGCUGGAAGACACGCUUCGGGCCCCACGCGUCAAUCAGGCGCGCGAAGAAGAGGGCUUGGAGGAUGCCGUCGGCGAUGCCGAGCGUGCCUAGGAUGGCGCCAAUUGUUGGGGGCUUGAGGCCGAGGCCCCCGAGAGCGAUAGGGGUGGAGAGGAAGAGGGGCAUGAGUACGAGGAAGGCGAUCUCGACGAGCGCAAGGACGCCGUAGUUGGCAAUGGAGAGGACAACGGGGCGCGUGAGGACACUGCUGAGGGGAGGAGGGCCUUCGUCUUCACCCGGCACAGUGAGGCCUGAUUCGGAGGAGGGGCGACGCUUUUUCACUGUCUCCUUGAGGAAGAGCACAGUGAUCACGAAGCAGAAAGCGGAAAAUAGCGCGGCGGCAGCGCAAGGCAGAAAAUAUGGAUAUUCUAUCCAAAAUGGGUGUGUGAACACGUUCGGCCAUCGGUCGUGUGGCUUGGCUAGCUGGCCUCCUAUAGUGGGUCCAAUUGUGACUCCCACAGACCACGAAACCGGUAUCCACGCGAAGCCUUGGGCGAUAUUCGUUGAAUCCGUUAGUUCUCCCAUCAUGCUCUUCAUGACACCUGUGUUGCCGUUCAGCAUUCCCACCAGACUUCGACUCAAAACGAGCGUUAUAAAGGUUUUCGAGAGACCGAAACAUAUCAUGGAGAGACAGCAUCCUCCUAUACCAAUGAGUAGAACAGGCUUGCGACCAAUGUGAUCGGAUAGCCUUGACCAUUGGAAGACGAAUAGAGCCUCCGUCGCAAAGAAUAUAGACUCGAUUAGCCCAGCAUAAUACCCGACCUUCUUCGCAUCUCCACCAGUAAUGUCGAGCUCGCUUAUUAACUGAUUGAUGAACGGAAAAAUGCAAUGCGAAGUGAUUGGUUCAGAGAGUUGCAGAAGCAUCAAUAUCGCGAUCUGCAGCUUGGGCAGAGGCGUCGAUUUCUUCUGCUUCGUCCCCUCUCCCACACCCAGUAGCGGCCGUGUCUCUUCCUCUAUGCUGCUCAUGUCGGGGGAGAG
Molecule: messenger RNA, 3960 nt
Organism: Dichomitus squalens LYAD-421 SS1
Lineage: Eukaryota; Fungi; Basidiomycota; Agaricomycetes; Polyporales; Polyporaceae
Product: pseudouridine synthase
Exons: 16
Coding region: 851-2350 (499 amino acids)
Biological process (GO): pseudouridine synthesis
Molecular function (GO): pseudouridine synthase activity; RNA binding
Source: RefSeq, a predicted model, not a curated record